Messenger RNA from Dichomitus squalens LYAD-421 SS1, 2880 nucleotides. RefSeq lists its product as uncharacterized. Lineage: Eukaryota; Fungi; Basidiomycota; Agaricomycetes; Polyporales; Polyporaceae. Bases 154 to 2880 code for a protein of 908 amino acids. The record is from RefSeq and is a predicted model, not a curated record. The transcript has 6 exons. Gene Ontology annotation, biological process: protein phosphorylation. Gene Ontology annotation, molecular function: protein kinase activity.
ACGUCCUAACCACCGCAGAUUUGGGUACAAAUACCCUCUCUUCCUGCGCCGCUUCAGUCUUCCCCUCCUAACCUACGCCAUAAUCGCGCUAGAGACCACAAACGUCUCCCUGGAGUAUCCGUUCGUUCGUCCGCGGCCACAGACAGGGAUCAUAUGAUGUCCGACGGCCGGAACACCACCGUGUUUCUCCGCUUCGAGCGACUGAUGAAGACCUACCUUCCUUCUCUCGACGGGUUCGAUGAAGCCUUCCCCAAGGAGAAGAUUGCCGAGAUAUCCACUGCGUUGAAGACUGCCUGCGCAUCUCCAGCCACACGAAAGCAAGAGACCGUGCCUGAGGCAGCGUCCAAGGACGGGUCUAAGGUCAAGGCUGAGAAGAUGAUCUCGAUGGCAUGGGCACAGACGGAUAAGGACCACCGUCUCUGUCCUGGACACGUCUUGAACCUUUCAGAAGACAAGUCCGAGGAGACGGACGAAAAACGGUACAAGAUCGAUGGUUCCUUCAUCUCGGACGCCGACAAGGACUCCAUAGUGCCCAAUGUCCAGAACUGGGCUCUGCAGCGGCUUUCCGUCGAGUUCAAGCGCGGAGGUACUAGCCUCGAUGCAUUCGACGAUCACCCAGGCAAGACAUUAGAGAACGAGGCGGAGAGUCGUCGCCUUGUGAGGGGACAGCUGAUGUCGUAUGCCGAACGCGUCUUCACAUACCAACACCGUACCGCGCUGUUCAUGAUCUUCGUCAACGGCCUCGAGUUUCGCAUCAUCCGAUGGGACCGUUCCGGCUGCAUCGUCACCGAAGCUCUGAAGUACGUCGAGACAGCGGAAGACACAAAGCGACUCCUCCAGUUCCUCUACGCAUUCUCGAAGACGAGUCCGGAGCAACAGGGCGUCGACACCACGGCUGUUCCUUUGUCGAAGGACUCGUGUGGUUGGAAGCGGAUGAAUGCCCUGUCUUUCGCCCAUAGCAACGACGUCAAAGAGCUGGAGCGAAAGAUCACUGCCAUUCCCAGCGAUUUCCUUGGCCCUGCUGACGAUCCUGGGAAAUCUCCUCUCUUCGAGCAUGGCCUACUGCACGACGACCCCACUGCGACGUGCAAUCACCAGAUCGAUCACCCGCUCGACCCGGAACGCCCCGACAUACGCCCUGUGUUUGAAUACGUCCGUACGCUCUUUCAUGAGUCGGUGUCCAAGGGCUGGCCUCGCUACAAGGUCACCGUCGAUGGACGGGUCUACCUGAUUGGGAAGCCGAUCACGGACCCCUCUGGUCUGAUUGGUCGUGGCACGCGAGGGUACGUCGCUGUGGAGUGGGAGACUCAACGCUUCGUCUUCCUGAAGGAUGCGUGGAGGCCACAUUAUGUGGACCUCGAAUACGAGGGCGAAAUGCUUGAGAAGCUCAACAAGGCCAAGGUCUCCUAUGUGCCCACUCUCGUCUGUCAUGGCCGCGUCGGAGAGCAGGAAACGGAGGCGUCGGAGUAUUCGCCCAUCACUGGCCACAAGAAGUCCGACGCUCCUCACGACGAGGUGAAGGCCCCGGAACGAGACAAGUCGAAGCGACGCAUUGCCGGCCUUCCUUCGAGGGCGAAGGGUUCGGACUCUGCUGUCAGGACUAAGCCAUCCGUUCACGAGCCACGCCGCGGCGGUGCUAGCGAGCCUCUGAGGCCUAAACAUCAACGCGAUGAUGACAAGGGGCCGAAACGCCCUCUUCUAGACAAGGAAGAGGAGGUCUACGACGGCAUUGGUUUGCGUCACAUGGAGCAUUAUAGGAUAGUGGUUGCGGAGGUCUGCCUGGAAGUGACGUCUUUCCUGUAUGGACAACAGCUGGCUCGCGUCAUAAUGCACUGCAUCAUUGGCCACCGGCAAGCUGUGGAAAGGUGCCGCAUACUGCAUCGCGAUGUCAGCGCCGGAAACAUCUUGAUCCUGCCCACUAUCAAGUCUGGGUGGAUCUAUUGGACUGGGAUUCUGAGCGACUGGGAGCUCUCCAAGUUCCUUCCUGCGGACGAGGCAGAGCUCAAGGCUCGUCAGCCACAUCGAACGGGCACUUGGUACUUCAUGUCCAUCCGCUCUCUCGCGUAUCCUCAUCGUCCACUUGGUAUUCCUGACGAACUCGAAUCCUUCCUCCACGUCAUCAUCUUCUUCGCCAUACGCUUCAUUUGCAGCAAUUGCUCUUUGUCGGUAGUCCAUAGCUUCAUGGAGGACUACUUUGACGGGAUGACUAAUCAAGGGAGCAACCGGUAUACGUGCAGCACGAGUAAGAUCUCCACGAUCCGCGAGGCUAGGCUCUGUCAUGGCCAUCUUAACAUCGCCUUCAUGGGCGGCGCAGACAAGCUCGGUAAAGACGACCAGCCGCUCGAGGGCGAUGGGCACCCUCGUCAUCCUCUCCGCGACUUGCUCGCCGACCUGCUCAAGCUCUUUCAAGCUCGUUAUGCGGUUGAGGAGUGGGAGGCGAGCUCGGCCAGACUGGAUGAGGCGAAAAAGGCGGUCCCGGAACCUUCGCCGCCCUCGCUGACGUCGACAGUUGCAUCUCGAGAUGGAGCCUAUCAACGACCGCCUAGCGAAUUUGGUGCUGAUGACAUCGAGCCAGAGGACGCUACCACGGUCGACGUGUUCUCUGGACCCACCAAGCCGAGCGACAAGACGUUUGAGGAAGCCAAGAAGCUCGACAGCCACCUUGCUGUGCUGCAAGUGUUCAAGCGUUAUGUGGACAACCCUAGAUUCGUCUGGCCUCUUGACGAUAAGGUCAAGGACGGACUGGACGGAUACCAACCUCCCGAAUUCUUUGCGCAGGCGGCCAAGAAGGCUCGUCUGGUCACGCACUCCACCGUGACGCCGAUGGCCACCAUUCAUGAAGGGGAGGAGGCGCGGAUCCGUGCUCGUACUGAUGCAUGA